AUGGACUUGAAGCCUGGCGUGGCUGCAGGGGAAGAACCAGAGCUUCCAAUCCCCAUCUCCCUGAUAUCAGGCCGCUAUUUCCUCUUCUCCAUCGACGCAGUAACAUAUCUACGCCGUGAACAUCACAUUUGCGGUGUGCUAGUAGGGACCCUACCACAAGUUCCGCAGCAAAAUGUUUUCUUAGGGCUGCCAUUGGAGUUGAUGCCCGAGGAGGCUAGGCUAUUGGUAGAAAAAGACGUGGCAUAUGUUGUGGAUGACACACAGGCCCAUAACCAGGGUAUCAGAAACCUACAGGAGGAAGAUAAGCGACGCUACCUCAAUGAACUGAAGCAGAAUGGACUCCAGGCCACCGUUAUUCUAGCCGAUAAAAAGGCAGAAAGGCGAGAAAUAGCGAUGAAAAAGCAAAAAGCUAAAGAGGUAAAGAAAUCCAAAAGAAAAAUUGGAAGCGAAAAACCAGAAGUAGAAGAGGACACAUCAUCACACGCGGAACCAGGGAUUGAGAAUGAGGAUGGCGAUGGUGAUGACGAGCUUCUGUUUGCACCUCCAAGGAAGCCGACUGUGGAAGAGGAUGCUGCUCCUAGGGCCGGUGGAGAGCAGAUGUUAGAAGUCACGCCUGCUACUUCCAGUGGACUGGUACUUAGAACUGCACCCCAGAUCCCUGCAUAUCUCCCAGAAGCUCCCUCGUCGUAUCCACUCUUUGCUCACCUGCACUCAAAAGGGUACUUUCUCUCCCCUGGAUUGCGUUUUGGUUGUCAGUACAUGGCGUAUCCUGGCGAUCCGUUACGCUUCCACUCCCACUUCCUGGUGGUCUCUACCGAAUGGGAGGAAGAAUUCGAUCUUAUGGAUCUGGUUGCGGGAGGACGACUGGGAACUGGUGUGAAAAAAGGUUACCUUAUCGGUGGUACUGAAAAGUCCGAUGAUGAGGGCUCUGAACAAACAGUCAGGACGUUCAGUCUUGAAUGGGCUGGAAUGUGA
Nannizzia gypsea CBS 118893 is the source of this 975-nucleotide messenger RNA. RefSeq lists its product as hypothetical. Gene Ontology annotation, molecular function: nucleic acid binding; tRNA-intron lyase activity. The record is from RefSeq and is a predicted model, not a curated record. Lineage: Eukaryota; Fungi; Ascomycota; Eurotiomycetes; Onygenales; Arthrodermataceae. The transcript has a single exon. Gene Ontology annotation, cellular component: tRNA-intron endonuclease complex. Bases 1 to 975 code for a protein of 324 amino acids. Gene Ontology annotation, biological process: tRNA-type intron splice site recognition and cleavage; tRNA splicing, via endonucleolytic cleavage and ligation.